This is a messenger RNA of Hyla sarda, 1435 nucleotides long. RefSeq names its product B2 bradykinin receptor-like. Gene Ontology annotation, cellular component: membrane. Gene Ontology annotation, molecular function: bradykinin receptor activity. The transcript has 3 exons. The record is from RefSeq and is a predicted model, not a curated record. The coding region runs from base 431 to 1435 and encodes 334 amino acids. Gene Ontology annotation, biological process: smooth muscle contraction; G protein-coupled receptor signaling pathway; neutrophil chemotaxis. NCBI's taxonomy places the organism in Eukaryota, Metazoa, Chordata, Amphibia, Anura, Hylidae.
CACACAAACACUGACACACACAUAGUAACGGACACACACAGACACACUUACCUACUACCGCAGCACCUCUCCAGUCUCCUCUCAGUCUCGGGCCGGCGAGUGACGUGACGUCCUGCGCGGGUCUGCGGAGUGACGUCACUUCCACAACGUCCCUCCGCAGAUCCAGUCUCCCGGCCGCACAGUGCCAGAAAUCACAGAGAUAGUACUUCACCUUCCGAAAAUCUAAUUGGAGGACCUGUUGCGAUACAGCGUAAUGAAGGAAACUGCAACGUGUGAACACAGCCUUAAACUCUAGGACCACGUGAGACCUCCACAUCAAAGCCCGAGUGUGAUCCUCACCGCCGAUCAGAAGAAUCGGUCAGUGACUAAUAUCUGGAGCCGACUCUGCACAUCUCACUAUAUCUAAGGAUCCAAGCAUAAAGAACACAAGAUGUUCAGCCUUGAACCUAAUAGAACAAUGACAUUGUUGGUUAAUAUCACAGAAACUCCAAAUAACAGAUGUAUAGACCAAAAACACUUUGAUUGGCUCUUUACCUACCGGCCCCACUACAUAUGGAUCAUCUUCGUCUUGGGCAUCAUAGAAAACUUGUUUGUCAUCUUCGUCUUUGUACUUCAUAAGAGUCGCUGCACAGUGACUGAGAUCUACCUGGGGAAUUUGGCGGCUGCCGAUCUGAUUUUCAUUAGCAGUCAUCCAUUUUGGGCUAUAUAUAUCUCCAAGGACCACUGGCCAUUCGGAGGCAUCAUGUGUGCAGCUGUCGGCUCUUCAUUUAAGAUCAAUCUGUACAGCAGAAACUACCUCCUCAUGAUGGUUAGUAUUGAGAGAUAUCUGGCUCUGGUGAAGACCAUGACCAUUGGCCGCUUGAGAAGACCUUGGUGGGCAAAGGUGAACUGCGGUAUCAUCUGGAUGUUUACAGCUGGGUUAAAUGUGCCCACUGGGGUGUUCCGAAAGGAGAUUUUCAAUAAAAAAUUUAAUACCACUGCCUGCCGCACAGACGCGCCAUCUCAGAACUGGUACGUUGCCACAAAUAUCCUCAUGAAUGUUCUCGGCUUCUUUGUACCACUGGUUGUCACUGCUUUUUGUACGUCUCGAAUGAUUCAGGUUUUGAGGAACAACUUAAUGCGACAGUUUAAGAAAGUCAACACGGAGAGAAAAGCCACUCGUCUGGUCUUGUCUGUAUUCUUGGUCUUCAUAGUAUGUUGUCUCCCCUACAAUAUUUAUAUCUUUAUUAAGACAUUGUAUACACUCCAAAUCUUCCCUCCAUGUAUAGUGAAAGCCAUCAGAUAUAAUGUUUACCCUAUCUCUAUUUACCUUGUCUACAGUAACAGUUGUAUCAAUCCGGUCAUAUACAGUAUGGUUGGGAAUCAGUUUAGGCAAAAAGCCAGAGAGGUCUACAGUAGGCUUCUAUGUAAAAGACCUGACAGAAGGACGUCAUAA